AUGCAAGACAAAUUGCAGAACGAGAAAUCUGGAGAAGCUUUUACCAAACAAAUGCUCGAUAUUGGUAAUGACAAAAUACCUGUUGACUCAUCGUCAUUGACAUUUUCUACCAAUUUUUGUCACUUUACUGAAACAAAGACACAACUCAUCGAGAAGGUUUUCCCAAACAUUGCUCAAAAUUACAAAAAUCAUGUAUGGUUGAGCGAAAGAGUUAUAUUGGCUGCAAAAAACGUUGAUGUCAACGAAAUGAAUUUCCAGAUUCAAAAUAAUAUAGCUGGCAAAUUAAUAUUAUACAAAUCGAUUGAUUUCGUUACUAACCAAGAUGAUGUUGUCAACCAUCCAACGGAGUUCUUAAAUUACUCAGAAAGCAUUUCAGAAACCUCCUCAAUGAUCCAAGAAACAAGAAUGAUUCAGAGAAGUACCACACCUGCGAAAUCUCGUAUUCUAUUAAAUUGA
This is a messenger RNA of Psylliodes chrysocephalus, 456 nucleotides long. Lineage: Eukaryota; Metazoa; Arthropoda; Insecta; Coleoptera; Chrysomelidae. The record is from the annotation of a GenBank genome assembly.